Solenopsis invicta (red fire ant) is the source of this 6008-nucleotide messenger RNA. RefSeq names its product BTB/POZ domain-containing protein 7. The coding region runs from base 176 to 2911 and encodes 911 amino acids. Gene Ontology annotation, molecular function: protein binding. The transcript has 11 exons. The record is from RefSeq and is a predicted model, not a curated record. Lineage: Eukaryota; Metazoa; Arthropoda; Insecta; Hymenoptera; Formicidae. Gene Ontology annotation, biological process: morphogenesis of a branching epithelium.
GCUGGACACGCUCUCGCUCUCGCUCUCCCCCUCCCUCGGGUGAUAAACAUGGCUGUCGUGCUUUGUGAUGAUUAUCAGCGCGAAUUUGUGUGGCCAAGUGUCGCGCCGAGUGACCGCGAGUAAUAUGGAUGAGGAACGCUAGUCUCGGAGACCCAGGCUGACGUCUGGGUGAGCAAUGAAUGUACUUCGUAUUUUGACACCGUGUGUGUUACAACGCAGACGUAUAAGGAGCAUAGAUAAUACUGAUAAAAGGGACUCCUGGUUCAUGAGAAGACAGCUUGGAGAUGCCUCUCACAUGACACAUAGAAUGGGUGCUUCUGCAUCUUCAAGCAUCACCAGCGUAGGUGGAGAUUCAGUCCAAGCAGCGAGACUCUCGGCAUCAAGUAGCCCGGAACAACAUGGCAUUGCAGUUAGUUGUUUAUUCAUGUAUAGAGAGAAAAAGAAGAAGAUGACAGGAUUUGCAACGCUACGCAAGAAAUUUAUUAGGAGACGCCGCUCCUCCAAAGCGUGUGAUCAUGGUAGAAUUAUUAGAGACCUGGUGUCCACAUGGAGUCACUUAGAGGCAACCGCUCUGCUAGAAGAAUAUGAAGCGUUAGCUGCGUUGAAAGAUCUUCAUGUUCAGGCUGAAUUAGCUAGACCACCGGCUGCUACUUUUAAGCAAGAUCUGUCGAUGUUAUAUGAUUACAAACAUUGCUCUGAUGUGGAUCUUGUAUAUAGAGGAGCGUGUUUUCCCGUUCAUAGAGCUGUGCUUUCCGCCAGAUGCCCCUACUUUAGGGAUUUGCUGGCUGGUUGUCCCGGAUAUGGUGCUAGAAUAUGUUUGGAGUUGAGGACUCCGCAUCUCGAGGUACAGAUGUUCUCUGCGUUAUUACGAUAUCUUUAUACUGGUGAUAUUUGUCCGCACGAUGCGACUUUGGAGGCGAACCUACUUCGGCGACUCGGAGAAGAGUUUGGGACUCCAAAUCCACUGGAGCAUGAUCUCAGAUAUUUGCUGGAUACCGGCGAUUACGCGGAUGCCGCUCUUGUAUUCACGUCGGACAGUGAUUAUCAAAGACCGGAUAGUGGAAGUUCGGAGUACGGAUUUCGUCCUAAAUUAGAGCUGCCAUGUCACAAAGCGAUACUUUCCGCGAGAUCUCCUUUCUUCAGAAAUUUAAUACAAAGACGGACUAGAUCGGGCGAGGAUCACACGGAACGGGCACUUCACAUACCUACUAGAAUAGUGUUGGACGAGAGUGUAAUACCUAAGCGAUAUGCUAGAGUAUUGCUACACGCUGUGUAUCUAGAUACUGUUGACUUAUCAUUAAUACUGAGAGGAAGCGGUUGUGGAAAUAGCGCUGGCAGUUUGGGAGAGGUACAAGCCCUGACACAUACGGGCCGAAUGCGACCAAGUCCAUUAGAAGAAGCGAUGGAAUUGUAUCAGAUUGGGCGGUUUCUCGAGCUUGAUAUAUUAUCGCAAGGUUGCGAGGAUCUUAUUUUAGAAUAUCUUACCUUGGAAUCGCUACCAACUGUUCUCAGAUGGGGCAGUCAACCUCAUGGAUCAGCAUGGGUGCACAGACAAGCGUUACAUUAUUUAAGAGAGGAAUUUCAGCCGAUUGCUUCGUCCUCGAUUCUCCAUCAGUUGGAUCACGCCCACUUAGCGAAUGUUUUACAGAGCCAUUUUUUACAAGCGAGUGAACUUGAAGUGCUGCAGGCAGUGCUCAAGUGGGGCGAACACGAAUUAGUACGUCGAAUGGAGGAUCGGGAACCUAAUUUGCUUAGCCAUACUGUGCAUUCCGUGACGAGAAAGGGUAUUAAGAAAAGGGAUCUCAGCGACAUCGAAUUACGGGAGAUAUUGAGCGAACUUUUGCCACUUGUUAGAAUAGACCACAUAUUACCGCCGAAUAGCGAAGCAUUAACACAAGCUAUUAGGAGAGGACUGGUUUCAACUCCACCAAGUCACAUGAUAGGAGAUGAAAGAGAUAAUUUGAGGGUGAACGCUUGGAUAAGAGGCGGAAAGAAAAAUGGAUUUUUUGUGAGGCCAAGACUGUUCAUGCCGUACUACGAAGAAAUCAAGUCUUUGGUGGAAGAACAGAUGAUUCAAGAAGCUGAUCUAGUGAGAUUACGAAGACCACGAUACGUAGCGGAUAUACCAGAUGCACUGUAUAUGGUUGAGGAAAAACCAAGAGCUAUGGGUACCGCUGGCGUUGAUGUUCUUGCAGCUGCAUUUCCAGUACCAGACUCUGCAACGAUGGCCGCGAUGCUGAAACGAGAGCAGAAAUUGAAGCAAUCGCCCAGUUGUCAACGAGCUAUAAGUUUGCCGCUUUCUUCGCGACACGAAAUUAAUCGGCAAGUGCGAUUGCGCGUUGUCAGGGAGUUCAACUUGCCCGAUACCGUGGCCGAUCUUCUGGAAAACACAGCGUCUUACAGUAUGAAAGAGCAAAACGAGCAGAGGAUGACAGAUAUAGAGGACAUUGACUCGCCGGGCAUGGGUAUUCGUGUGAGAACUACCGCCCCGGUGUGUUACGGGAGGAACAUGACAUUUCCUCGGCCGACUUCGUCUUACGCACAUAGACACGAACUUCCAGCUAUAGUGACCGAGGGAGAGAGCUGCAGACUUCUUGCCGAGCAGCAAGAGGGCAAUUCCUGCAGCGACGGCCAGCUGUCGGGCGUGAUGCCGGACGUAGCGAUGGCGACGGCCUCCUUCGGCGCUCUGCAUUUAAUCGAGGAGCAGGAACUGGAAUUGGAUCUCGGUGACGGGGCGUCGCACCUCUUGCCGCACGUCUCUCCGUCGGGCGGCGGCGGCGGCGGAGCCAUCGAGCCAUCGGUUGCUCACCGGUCGUCGCUUCCUCAUCAGCAUCAAAGGCACUUCUCCGGCCCGCCGCCCCCACCCUACGUGUAUCAUCGUGCUGGCACUGCCUUACCGAGGUUUAUUUGAAAUUUAUAUACGAUAUGUGGAUGGAGCGAACAACGUGGCAACUACUGACGAUCCCCUUUUGCGUCCCCUCUUCUCUCUAUCUCUCUCUUUCUCUUUCUCCCCCUUUCGCCCCUUAUUAUUACAUAGCCGGCUCUUUUCUCUCUCUUUCUCUCUCGCUCUUUCUCUCUAUCGUAGCGUGUAUCGAUCAAACCUUGUUAUUGCGGGUACAAAUUUAUUACAAGGAUAAUUGUAUGUACAUUUUUAUUUAAAGCAAGCUUAAAAGAAGAAGGGUAGAAAGUACUUGGUUUAAGAGUAUCCGUAAUCUUAUCGGAUCCGGAAGUUACACCCUGUGAGCAAACAAAACGAAAAAAAAACCUUGAUGCUUAUCGAGUACGAUGCGAACGUGUAUGGAGUAUACGGAGGUUUCACACCGUACAAUCUAUAUAUAAAUAUAAAUAAAUAAAUAUAUAUAUAAAUAAAUAAAAAUAUAAAUAUGAAUAUAUAAAUGUAAUGAUUAAGUGCAAUCGUGUAUGAGAAGAAAUUGCGAUUGUGAUUUAUACAUAUAAAAGAAAAUGUAAUCGUGAUAUGUGCAUGUGGGUGUACUUAUGUGUAUGCGUGCGCGUAUGCGUGUGUACGUGGGGGAACAUAAUGCGUAUGUGUUCGCGGUUCCGGCUCCGAAGUGUCAAGUGACUGCUAGCAGAAGAAAGUCUCCGGAUGAAAAAGGGGGACAAAAAAAAAGAUGAAAAGAUAAAAAGGAAACGAAGAAGAAACAAUGUACGGGAUAAUGAAUAAAUCGCGCCUUGUCACCAUCCUUAUUACUCCACAUAAUAAUUAUUACAGGAAAGUGAAAGUGCCGCGUAUUCCUCGUGCAUUUUGUCUCUUCUCGCGUAGAGAAAGCGUAGCGAUGUAAGAUGCGAACGGCGAACGUCGUCGUCGUCGUUGUCGUUGUCGUCGUCGUCAGCGGCGGAGGCGGAGGUGGCGGAGGCGGCUGCUCACGCGAGCGGAGCUGCGAAGCGCUUGAUGACAUUUUGCCAUGCUAAACUUUUUAAUUUUUCCUCUCUUCUAGGGCAGUUUCGAUGUAUGACGGGCUAUAGUAAGGCUGUAAGUACACAAGAGAAAUCCAAUCGAUAAAACAUAUAUCGCGCGCUUAGAGAUGACGUCCGGGGCGCCUCGGGUCGUAAAAAGCGUGCGUGACGUUCACGAUAUUUAAUGGGUUAAUUAAUUAUCGCUAAGUGCCCGGGCGCAUGAGAAUUUUCUAAGAAAAAGUUUUCCAUGAAUUUAAAUGUAACGCUCCCCGCCGGCCUUGCUCCGCCGCGUCUUCGUAAUAUAUCCACAAACAGGGUACGUAUUACAUACAGGGUGACCCAGAAGUCAUGUUUGAACGUCAGUCGACGGAGUCCAAAAAAAAAAAAAAGAAAAAAGAAUAAACGGCGCUCUCUAAUUCCAGAGAAUUUUAUUUAUCUAUUUGUUUUUUCGAAUUGAAAAUGCGCGAUUGAAGUUCUCGGCGAACUUCCAAGUUCGAGGGAUGCAAAUGUAUAACGUGAUUAGAGACGCGCGAAUCAUGGUUUUGUUUUACGCCGAAUUGAAUCUCAUUUCUUUGUUCAAAUUCGAAUCGAAGCGAAUCGUUGGAAUAUAACUUUCUAUUAAUAAUUUAAUUGUUGCGUUGAAUUUUAUUAUAUGGAUAAUAAAAAAAAAAUUUAUAGAAAAAUAAUGUGUUGGUUAUACACGAUAUAAAUUCGUUUUAAAUGUAUGAUUUUAUAAGAUUGUUAAUGUGUGUAAUUUGCAUUUGAAAUUCUCAGAUUCGAAAUUUUUGAAUCACAGAGAUGCUGAAACAAUCGAGAACGAACAAUGGCGACGUGUAAUUAAAGCGUUGCUAAUUCGUCUUUAGAAAAAGAAAACCGAUCGACCACGUCGGUCAAUGAUGAAUUUGCAACGAAGUUAGUUUCUGGGUUACCGUGCGUAUUUUGUUCCGCAAAAGUCGUAAAAUGUCAGACUUUAUUUCAAUACUUCCGUGCAAUACAACACUGGUAAUAAAACGGUGGAAAACUAGUCACUUUCACUUUCGUUGUGGCAACAACGAUCAGGCGGGAAUUAAUCUAAGCGUACAGAUUAAUAUCGACAGGUAGUAAUUAUUCCUUAUUUAAUAUGGCUCCUCGGUGCGUUGACAUGGGAUGUAAUUAUUAUUAAGAUACUCGAUUAUAGAGUUCGUAUAUUCAAAGAAUUCCUUUACCGUCCUUACGUUAAGUAUUUGAAAUUAUUAUUUCCUGCGUAUAUACAUAUACAAACCGUUCACGUAACUCUUUAUCGAUUGUAUAAUAUAUGCGUUUUCGUUAUAUACUUUCUUAGAGGACGUCUCGUCCUAGAAAGGAAUGAAAUUCGGCGUUGUUAUUACCGCUGACGUAAAUUGUGAUAUUAUUCGAGGGAAUUAUUGAGUUCCGAUCAUUGUGGUUUAUGAAUGAAUUUUACUUGCAGACUUGAAUUCAGAAGGAUGUAUUGAUUAUGUAAAAUAUAUCGUUAUAACUGUACGCGAUUCACGUAAGCUAUAAAUACCGGUCGUCUGCUUUGUAAAGCGUAUCACUCGCAUUUACUAUCUUGCGAAUCGUAAAAUUAAUUGAGUCUGUAUCUGAGACACGACGUGUUAGAUCGUGAAUCCACGACGAUGUCGAGUUGGAUAUCAGGAGCCGACGGUGGUUCGUGAAUCCACGAUCGAUUGACGGAGUUAUAAUUUAAAUAAAGCAACUAGACCAACUUUUAAGACCAGAAUAAAAGAAUAGUUAUCACGUAGAUAGAUUAAUACUGUAUAGACUGAAGUAUAUCGCGAGAGUAGUAUUUUGACAUUCGUAUAGUUCGUGCGUCGCGCAUCAAAAAAAAAAGAAAGAAAAAAAGAAAAAAGGAAGAAAGAAAAAGCGAUUUAGGUUCUUCCAUUCAGGUAUUCACUUCCUUUCCUUCCCCUCGAAAUUGUUGAUUUUUGUAAGCUGUCACGAGGUGUUGAUUACGUUUCGCUGAAAAAUAAAAUUUUCGGGCAGUUUAUCUUUUUUAUGGCUCACACGAUAGAUAUGGCUCGCUAAGAUAUAUUUAAAAAUAAAGUUUAAUAAAUAUUUCAGAAUGGAAAAAAAAA